GGGGCUGCAGCUUCCUUCCUGACCUACUUCCCCGUGAGGCAGAAUUUUCUGCUGUGAAGCCAUUACCUAAGUGCCAGCAGAUCUAACCCACGAAGCCCAGAAAGAGAAGACCAUCAGGUUGGGUGAGGGUGGUCUUGUCCAGCUCAACCUCCUGGGACCUGAGGAAGGGGCCAACCUAGGUUGGACUGGCCCCCCUCCUGCAGACCCAUGGCGCACCGGCUACAGUUACGACUGCUGACGUGGGACGUGAAGGACACGCUGCUCAGGCUCCGCCACCCCGUGGGAGUGGAAUAUGCCACUAAGGCCCGGGCCCACGGGCUGGAGGUGGAAGCCACAGCCCUGGGACAGGCCUUCAGGCAGGCGUACAAGGCUCAGAGCCAGAGAUUCCCCAACUAUGGCCUGUGCCACGGCCUCACCUCCCGCCAGUGGUGGCUGGAUUUGGUCCAGCAGACCUUCUACCAGGCUGGUGUUCGGGAUGCCCAGGCUGUGGCCCCCAUCGCUGAGCAGCUGUAUAAGGACUUCAGCAGUCCUAGCACCUGGCAGGUGUUGGAGGGGGCUGAGGCCACCCUUAGGGGGUGCCGAAAACGAGGCCUGAGGCUGGCAGUGGUCUCCAACUUUGACCGACGACUAGAGGACAUCCUGAAAGGUGUUGGCCUGCGGGAACACUUUGACUUUGUGCUGACCUCUGAGGCUGCCGGCUGGCCCAAGCCCGACCCCCGUAUUUUCCAUGAGGCCUUGCACCUUGCUCAGGUGGAACCGGCGGUGGCAGCCCAUAUUGGGGACAGUUACCAAUGUGAUUACAAGGGAGCACGGGCUGUAGGCAUGCACAGCUUCCUGGUGGCUGGCCCUGAGCCUUUGGACCCUGCGGUCAAGGAUUCUGUACCCCAGGAACACUUUCUCCCCUCACUGUCCCUUCUCCUGCCUGCCCUUGACCACCUGGCGGGCUCCCCCGCAAGGCUUUGAGUCUCGUGAGGGAAGUGGCCGGGGUCAACAGACACUGGAGACAGGGAACCCUUUUCUUCCCAAGAUCUGGCCUUUGCCCCUCCCCCUGCAGCCUCUAUAACACGUUCUGACUGUAAAGCCUUGAGUGCGCCUUUCAGCCCUGCCCCACCAACCAGCUCCUGGUCUCUGAUUCAUUCAUCAAACCCGUGUCCCUUUUCCACUGCAAGUCCCCCUCACCUCCAACAAGAUUCAUGAGGGCCCAACUAGCUUCAA
Messenger RNA from Budorcas taxicolor (takin), 1215 nucleotides. It is a transcript of the gene HDHD3, whose product is annotated as haloacid dehalogenase like hydrolase domain containing 3. The coding region runs from base 208 to 963 and encodes 251 amino acids. The transcript is spliced from 2 exons. The record is from RefSeq and is a predicted model, not a curated record. Lineage: Eukaryota; Metazoa; Chordata; Mammalia; Artiodactyla; Bovidae.